AUGGACGAGUCAUGGAGGUGCACGAUGGGUGCGGUGCUGCCACGGCAGCGCUCGUCGGACGGCCAGCACGGCGCCGGCGCCGGCCACCAGGGCCUCGCUCCCGACGAUUUCCGGGACGUGUUCGGCGGCCCGCCGCGCACCGUGCUUCUCAGCAGCUUCUACGGCGACACCGCCGCUGACUACCACGCAGCGGCAGGACACGGCGGCCAGUACCCGCACAACUACUCCUACGGUGGCGCCACCGACGCCUUCUGCCGCCGUGACGGCCGGAGUAAGAUGCCGCCGGCGGCCGUGCCCACCGAGGAGGGCUUCUUCGACGACAUCUUCGGUGCACGCACCCGCCACGCGCAGCGGUCGAGGUCGAGGUCCAAGUCGACCAAGUCCUCGUCGGUGGUCAGCUCCGACGAGUUUGGCUCUGGACGCUCGGCCUUCCGAUCGGUGGCCACCGGCGGCGGCCGCGGCGACGCCGCUCUCUCCUCUUUCGCCUCUAAGCUCAGGCCGAUCGCGAUCCCGUCGCGCCGGUACGACUCGUCGCCGCCGUCGACGGCAUCGACGAGGGGAGAGUACCAGAGCACCUUCACGUGCUCGACGGCCGCGUACCCGGCGUGCCGUUACUACUACGGCAACGGCGGCGACUGGACGAACCAGAGCAGCAGCACGGUCUCAGUGAGCGGCAACGGCGCAGCCGCGGAGAGCUCGUCGGCCACCGCCCCGCGGCACCACCGCGGCGCGAGCAGCGGCUUCUGCUGCUUCACGUCGAACCCGGAGACGAGCAGCCGCGAUCCCAGCUUCCGGCGGACGCAACGGUGCGGCGCCAGGGCGGCACAGCCACCGGCAGACGAAAGCUCAGCCACCACCGAGUGCUCCGGCGCCGCCGACUACGGGUGGUACUACUCGCCGUCAUCGGCCGCAUCGUCGUCGCUCUUCGGCAACCCGCCACCGCGGAGGACGCCACACCAGCUGGAGGAGGCGGUGAUGACGCACAGACUGGAGGAGGCGAUGAUGAUGGAGGUGAGGGAGCGGGCGCCGCUGCUGAUGGACGACGACGGCGACAUUGACAGCGUGGGCGCUGCUGCCGUGGACGAGGCGAUUGCGUGGGCCAAGGAGAGGUUCUGGAGUCAGGCCUAG
Messenger RNA from Lolium rigidum, 1128 nucleotides. RefSeq lists its product as uncharacterized. Bases 1 to 1128 code for a protein of 375 amino acids. The transcript has 2 exons. Lineage: Eukaryota; Viridiplantae; Streptophyta; Magnoliopsida; Poales; Poaceae. The record is from RefSeq and is a predicted model, not a curated record.